This is a messenger RNA of Clunio marinus, 246 nucleotides long. NCBI's taxonomy places the organism in Eukaryota, Metazoa, Arthropoda, Insecta, Diptera, Chironomidae. The record is from the annotation of a GenBank genome assembly.
AUGACAGAAUAUUUUAUGAUACUAUUGCUUUUAUGGCAGAUUAGGCAAAGAGAACAAACACAUAUAUUUCCUGGAUGGCAAUUAAAUAGUUCUGCAGUGAGAGUUUCAGAUUGCUCGUUCGGUAAAGACAUUAAUAACUGUUACGAUAAAAUUUACACAAACUUUGUUAUCAAAAAUUCAAAACAAAACUUUUUAUUAUUAUUUUGGUUGAUGCUGUUCAGUUCGGGAGUUUCGAAGGAUGAGUAA